This is a messenger RNA of Pteronotus mesoamericanus, 1089 nucleotides long. RefSeq names its product spermatogenesis associated 17 (gene SPATA17). The record is from RefSeq and is a predicted model, not a curated record. Gene Ontology annotation, biological process: establishment of meiotic spindle localization; spindle organization; mitotic cell cycle. The coding region runs from base 1 to 1089 and encodes 362 amino acids. Gene Ontology annotation, molecular function: calmodulin binding. The transcript is spliced from 10 exons. Lineage: Eukaryota; Metazoa; Chordata; Mammalia; Chiroptera; Mormoopidae. Gene Ontology annotation, cellular component: spindle pole.
AUGGCCACGCUGGCCCGGCUGCAGGCGCGGGCCAAGACCCUAGCGCAGCAGUACUACUUCAGGAACAGUGCUGUGGAUAUAUUUAGGAAAAAGGAGAAUGAUGCAGCAGUUAAAAUUCAGAGCUGGUUUCGAGGAUGUCAAGUUCGGUCAUAUAUCAGGUAUUUACACAGAAUAGCAAACAUAAUUCAGAAAUGGUGGAGAGGUUACUUAGGAAGACAACAUUAUCAACUCAUUGUGGAGUUAGCAUAUUAUACUAUGAAGAUGAAUAUCUACAAUGCAAUGGCUGUCAGGAUUCAGAGGCAGUGGCGAGGCUAUAGGAUUCGAAAAGUCUGCUUUAACUAUUUUUACUUGAAGGCAUAUCUGAAAGCCGUGGAAGAGACCAAUGACGCAGUUAGGGAGGCCCUGGACGAGUUUGCCGAGAUCAAAGAAAGAGAGGAGAAGAAGGCCGACCUGGAAAGGGAGGAGAAGAAAAGAGAUUACCAAGCCCGAAAGAUGCAUUACCUCCUCAGCACGAAGCAGAUUCCAGGUAUAUACAAUUCACCGUUUAGGAAGGACCCAGACCCCUGGGAACUGCGGCUGCAGAAGGCAAAGCCUUUGGCGCAUCGGAGACUGGAAGUGCAGCCGCGGCGCCCCGCCAGCCUGAGCAGCUGGCUGGCGUGCACGAGCACCCGGUCCUUCCCUCGCUCCGGAAGCCUGCCGCCCAUUGACAGAAAGCGGUGCCAGGGACCGUUCCGUGACAUCGCCGAAGUACUGGAACAGCGCUACAAGCCUUUGGAGCCAACAUUGCGGGUGGCUGAGCCAGUCAAUGGGGUAAAAGAGGCCAGAGAGGAAUUCAGAAGACAAGAACAGGCAAGAAACAUUCACGACAACAUGUUUUUGCCCUUCUCCUCCUACCAUAAGAAUAAAAAGUAUGUUCCGUCGAUGCAUUUAUCAAGCAAGUAUGGCUCUGAUGCUUACGGAUGUCAACAUUUCAGAGAUGAAAAUCCUAAGAAGUGGGUCUCCAACAAGGAUUUCCAAACUGUCUUACCAUCAUUUGAUCUCUUCUCCAAGUAUGGAAAAUCAUAUUCAAAAGCUGGACAAAUUUUAUAA